Amoebophrya sp. A25 is the source of this 3847-nucleotide messenger RNA. Lineage: Eukaryota; Dinophyceae; Syndiniales; Amoebophryaceae. The record is from the annotation of a GenBank genome assembly.
GCUCAAUAUGCACGAAACAAAUUCAAAUUACUUGUACGUCUCCAGCAAUGAUUAGGUUCGCAAGUUUCCCCUGUUAAUAAGAACUUGAUGCCUCCUACGGCGUUUAUAUACAACGAACUCAAAGAAGUGAAAUAGCUCAUCUAUGAUCUUACAAUUAUGUGCAACAACAGACGAGAAGCUCGUCUGGCAUGAGAAUCAGAAGCUGUUCGGAAAACUGUUCUGUACCUCCUGUAACCAAAAUAUAUAGUGACGAGAGAGCAAAAGAGAUCGUGAUUGCAAAUCCAAAUCGAUAUCUUUCUAUCGAGUGAAGUCAUCUGGAAGAUGGAAUGAGAAGCCUUGUGUUAGGAUGUGGCUGUGGGAAAAGAUGAUUAUAUCUGUUUCGACUGAGCGAAAGAUGUCUCAAGAGGUGAACGGGAAACGGGUGUAGAGAGAUGAAGCAUGGUAGAGUUUUUAAAAGUAUCAGUCAAGUAUUCGAGGACAUUCAUGCUUUCGUGCAAAAGGUUGUUCCUUGAGCUUCUUCAAAAACCGUAUUAUUUUUCCCAUUCGUCCCAACAGGUCACUUCGACAAGAUUGUCCUCAUCUCCCGUGGGUGAGCAUACGUUUCAAAAAAUCGUCAAACUACAAACAAAUUCAUAGGCAAGAUACCAAUCUACCUCUAGAGUUUCCUCCUGCUCGUAACAUCAAUCAUAACUAAACAAUUCUCCUGUAAAAGAACAAAAUGGGUGGUUGUGCACAAUCUAAGCCGAUGGCCGCCGCGGUUCCGGCCGCCGAAAAGCCGGCUGAGGCUCCACCGCAGCUCGAUGCCUCCAAGGAGGCCCCGAAAGAGGUUGCUCCGGCUGUCGCCGCUUCCACCUGGUACUUGGUAGACCACACCUUCAAGGAGGGAUGCAAUCCGGAAGACUGGUACUGAAGAUGAUUGUUGUUCAUCUAAAAUCAUCAACAAAACUCAAGCGACAAAAAAGGCCUUCCUAGAAAAAGACUGGAUAAUGGACAUAAGUAGUCCUAAUGAGUGAGAAGCAGACCCCACUUCAAGGCUAGUCAAGCCAUGAAGAAAAGAGUAUCGUCUCUGAGGCUGCUACACAUGCUGUAGGAGUCUCCAAGAAAGAAUGGCACAAAAAGGAAAGAAGUACUUGGUCGACCACACUUUCACUAGAUUCACUGCAGCAUGAGAGAAUGCUGAUCGAUGCAUGUCCAUGCUCUUGAUGUAGAUGUUUUUUUAUCGUCUUCGUUCAGAUACAUUUAGAUUUACAACAACCACUUUCUCAGGUGGAAGAACAUCCAGGAAAUGAUGGCUGACCCGGAAAAGCUCAAGGCUUUUCAUGUUGGCAACACCGAAAAGGGUUUCUACAACCACUCUUUCAACCCGUUUGGCCAAGAUCACAUGAUGUGCGUCUGGGAGUGCAAGGCGGGAACCGCAGAAGCAGACUUCCAGAAGUGCUUGGAUGACGUAAAAAUUUAUUAUUUAGACUCAGGAAAAUGUCUAUGUAUAUCUAGUACUUAUAUAGAUUCUAUAAUUGACUUUGACUACUCACUGUUGAUGAGUUAUGCUUGAAGUUCAAGUUGAAAUCUCUUGAACGUGAACAGCACAAUCACAUCAAAUACACACAACUUCAUGGAUACGACUACAACAUGUCAUCGCAAUCUUCUUCAUCCCCACCAAACCAAGGUUGUCGGUCAAAGCAUGUUGGUGAACAAGGCUAUGAAGAUCCCUGCUGAGCUGUGUGGCGGACAGUUUCCGUAUGCCAGCGCUUUUGCUAAGGACUCCGCAGUUAAGCUCGAUGAAGGCAAUGCCUCUUACCCAUCUUCCACUGCCUGGUUCCUCGUGAAGCACGAUAUGGUCGAGGGCAAGACUGAGGAGUGGUGGUCCGCUACCCAGAAGAUGAUGGCUGAUGUUAUGGCUGAUGAACAUGAUGAAUCGAUGCAAAUAUUAGAAAUCUGCGAUCUUAAUUGCAGUUCAUUCAUGUUUGGUGGUUAGCACGAAGCCUCCUAGACUCCCCAUCCGAUACGGAGUGGUUUAUUCAUGGGUCUACUCCUGCUCCUGCUUGCAACAAUCUUCUAGCAACUACAAUAGAUUAGAAAAUUUGGAAAAGGGCUUGAAGAACUGUUGUUCGGCCUGCUAUGGCUGGCCUCAGGAUCCCUUUGAUUAUCCAUAAAGAAAAUGGAGAGGCAGCGCUGUAAAGAUGGAAUUCUGUUGGAGCUUUGUGAAGUUAUAUAUAUUAUUUCUCCAACUCGGUUAUCUUAGUUUUUCGAGUUGUACAAGGAAUUAGAAAAUUUGAUGUCAUCUAAUCUUGCCGCCGCCAUGGAGGCUUUUACCGCCUCCGGCAUGGAAAAGGGCUUGAAGAACCACGCUUUCGUUCCGAUCACGCAGGAAUUGAUAUACUGCUUCUGGGAGUGCAAAGAAGCUGGCAUGGAAGCGGCUUUGCAAAAUUAUGGAUUUCAACUACUGUUUGAAACUCUAGAAGUAGCUUAAUCUGAUGUCUUGUGUGAAUAUGUAAGGUCAAGUUGUACUUGUUUAAAACAGGAGAUGAACGAGAAGAACGACCGACUGUUCUUUUCCCAUCCUGGGUGGAAACAUUGAUGCCUGGACCACUGACUAAGUUCUAGUAGUGCAAUAAUUAGGUAGAGGACGCUAAACCCAUGAUAUAAAGACACGAACAUUUUUCCCAUCUACUUUCUUAAUUCUACAAUGAAAGAGUGCAGAUACAUACUUACACCCUACUUUUCCUCUAAUGCAAGUUCGUCGAUGAGGAUGUUGGCCGUGGGUGCUUCACCAACACCUUGAUGGAGAUGCCAGCCGCCAUGACUGGUGGUAUGUCCAGUUACAAAUCCUGCUUCUAAAGGGAGGAAGAGGAGAAAUGAAGAGCAGGUACGAUCUCCGUUACAAUAUGUUGUCUAUGAAAAAUGAUGAAGUACAACAACUACAUAAGAAAUAUCGACUCGCGGAGAGUCAACCACGCAGCUUUAUCAGCGUGUAGUAAGACUCCUGUACUACAGUAGAAACAAGAGAAAUUAUGUUGAGUGGUAACAAGAACAAAUUCACUGUAACUCUUUACUUGUGCAACAACAUAAUUCACUGAAAUUGUCCAUGUUUCAAGUCCUCCUUUAGGAGGUAAAGGAAGGCUUUUAGCGUACUCCCAUUGAAAUUGAUGUUUUUUGCAAGCGGCUGAGUAGUCCUAGUGGUUCAUUGUCCGCGUCAGGUCACAAUCACAAAGAACUAACUAACGACUAGUUGUAGUAUGAUACUUAUUAAAAUAUUUAUUGAAUGAAAGAAUGAAAAAAUAGAAUUGGAUUCUAACGAGGUCGUGGAUUAAUGAAAAAGAUACUAGCCGAACGAACGUCACAAAUUAAGUACUCUCAACUUAGAAAGCCCUGUGGUCUAUCAAACGAACAGGUGCUUACAUCAAUGAACAACUUCAUCUUUAGUCAAUAUUUUAUAGGGAUUAUACAGUCCAUCUCCAUGAGGUUAAGGACUGCUUGAAUAGAUGCUAUCAUAAGACUUGGAAGAACCGUGAUCACAACACGACUGACUUGCAACCAAACUAAGAUCAUCGACAAAGACGCUGAACCUAUUCAUACGCAAAAAUCAUCCAUCAUUGUGAAAAGCGUCGCGACAAACAAGUCAUGAAUCAACUAUGAUAACGCAUGAUGAAAAAUCUCGUGAAAAAAGCUGCAUUCCUCAGUAUGAUAAAAAUGAGACAUGGAAAAUGAGACACAUUUCUUGGUGUUGCCGGUUCUGCGGCAAAAAUCCUCGUCAUAAUGUAGAUGAUAUUGAAAAUUAUGGAACAAGAACACCUAUUGAUGCCCGUGUGCCUUUGAAUCUGAGAGUACCACUACAUUGAUCGGUUGU